This is a messenger RNA of Xenopus laevis (African clawed frog), 715 nucleotides long. RefSeq names its product translocase of inner mitochondrial membrane 8 homolog B L homeolog (gene timm8b.L). Lineage: Eukaryota; Metazoa; Chordata; Amphibia; Anura; Pipidae. Gene Ontology annotation, cellular component: mitochondrial envelope; mitochondrial inner membrane. The record is from RefSeq and is marked provisional.
GACUGUAAGCAUUCUGUCGCAGGAUGUCUGACUUUGAUUCAAACCUGGAUUUGGCGGGGACUGGAGCGAGUCCCGCGGAGGCUGCAGAACUGCAAAGGAUGUUGGCGGUGGAACAGCAGAAAGCCCAGUUCACUGCACAGGUUCAUAAUUUUAUGGAUGUGUGCUGGGACAAAUGCAUUGACAGACCCGGAAACAAGCUGGAUUCGCGGACUGAGAGCUGCUUGGUUAGCUGUGUAGACCGAUUCAUAGAUACAACCUUGUCCAUCACCAAUCGGUUUGCUCAGAUUGUACAGAAAGGAGCACAUUAACAUAUUUUCAGCUCAAGGACUUUUCUUCAUGGUUCUGAUCCUGGCUUGGACUCAACUUCCCAGUUUAAAAAAGAUUCAUUUGACACGAGGAUGAAUCAACUGAAUGCAGUGCAAGGAUACUUGGACACAUAAUAUUAUGAAUUGCCCAUUAUAUAAAAGCAUGUAUUGCAAUAUUAGUUUGGUGAGGCUCGUCCGUGCUGAUCAUUUAUUGUUGGGGAAUGAUUUAAUUUGAUCAAUGAGCACUUGCUCAACAAGUAAAGUUAGUACAAAUUAAAUAGACUUUAUUUUCUAUGUAUCAAAAGCCAGUCUGUUAUUGGUAACCUUUAAAUAUCUAUAUGCAACAAAAUGUUUUCCAGUUGAGGACAAUUAUACCAUGUGCAAAAGGAAUGACCAGAUUUGUGUCUCUA